AACCACGGCCAUUACAAAUAUGCACUUCCGCAUUCUUUGGUGUGCGCCUGCGCAGUAGCGACCACCAAUCCAAGAUGGCGGCGGGUCAUGACGACGUAAAUAUUUACUCGCGUAUCUAGGGAGGUCUUACGGCUUGUUGAUUGGUAAUAAAGCUGUCAAUCAUGCCCAAAUAAGCUGUGUGCUUUGUUUUUAAGCCCCGCCCACUGCAAUCACUAAUUCCCGCCGGCAAUUUCCCGCUCAAAUUACAUAAACAUUAUCGUCCCGUCGUGACAGGGAAUAUUGCCGGCAUUACUUCUCCACCUUGAUUUACGGUAUCUUUUAGUACAAUUUGCACCUGUUUUCCCAAUUAACCUGCUGUACACUUAUUUUUAUCUCCAAACUACAUCAGUUUCUUGUUUCUUUCCAACUGUCUGUUGCUCGUAUAUCUUUUUUUCUCACAAAUUACGACACCGGUAUAUCGACCAACUUCGAGUCCCAUUUACGUCAAUGUUGUGACAUACGAUACGGAUAUAGUCAUCAGGAUGCCAUUUGUCUAGCUAACAGUUGAUUUAUAACUGCCAUCAGAAAGCUUCUUUAUCCCCCCUUACCUUGUUUCAACUAAUUAGAUCAUUUCUAGUAGUUAUAAUCAAUAAUAAUUUGUAUAGGAAUACAUGGGAUAAUGUCAUCUGGGGGGGGCAUUGACUCGCACAUUGAAAACAUCAAUAGACUGUGUAGAUUCUGUGGGGAUUUAAACUUAACAAAGGCUGAAAAGGAUAAGAAGCUUUCUGCCCUAAAUUGCGAACAGUACGCUCCAAAAAUCAAAGACAUUUGGGGAAUCGAAAUUGCUCGAGACAGACCAUACCUGCAUCCCAAGUUCUUCUGUCGAAAGUGCAGAUCCCGGCUGUACAACCCACCCAAAUUUGCCAGGGCAAAAAGAAUCUCUUGGUACCCGCACACCUUUGGCAAUGAUUGUAUGCACUGUGAAAAAGUCCAAUCACUUACCAGGGGGGGACGUCGUCCAAUGAAUAAGUCUUCUGGGAGACCAAAAAAGACUAAGACGACAGGUCAAACAGCUGGGAUUUGUGAACCUUUAAUGCACAGCACAUCACAGCGCACAACAGCUACACAACAACUACACCUUUCUCCGGCAUGUACCCCUGUCACGACUAGCUACACCACAGCAGUGGAACAUCCAACACUGCAAAUAUAUGGUCCUGCUGUCCCAUGCAGUCUGGCAAGUGCUGCCACUGCUAUACUCGCACCUCUUGCCAGCACAGUGCACCCACGGUUUGGAGUUGUGUACUGUCCCGUACCCCCCGUCAGCACAGUGCAGCCACAGCCUGGAGUUGCGUACUGUCCCGUACCCCCCGUCAGCACAGUGCAGCCACAGCCUGGAGUUGCGUACUGUCCCGUACCUCCCGUCAGCACAGUGCAGCCACAGCCUGGAGUUGCGUACUGUCCCGUACCCCCCGUCAGCACAGUGCAGCCACAGCCUGGAGUUGCGUACUGUCCCGUACCUCCUGCCAGCACAGUGCAGCCACAGCCUGGAGUUGCAUACUGUCCCGUACCUCCUGCCAGCACAGUGCAGCCACAGCCUGGAGUUGCGUACUGUCCCGUACCUCCCGUCAGCACAGUGCAGCCACAGCCUGGAGUUGCGUACUGUCCCGUACCUCCCGUCAGCACAGUGCAGCCACAGCCUGGAGUUGCGUACUGUCCCGUACCUCCCGCCAGCACAGUGCAGCCACAGUCUGGAGUUGCGUACUGUCCCGUACCUCCUGCCAGCACAGUACACCCUCAGUCUGGAGUCGCGUGCUGUCCUGUACCUCCUGCCAGCACAGUGCAGCCACAGCCUGGAGUCGCGUGCUGUCCCGUACCUCCUGCUGGUAGCGGCUCCGUUACAGCAGACAAGGUGACCAUUGGCCUAAAAGAAAAAGGCCCACUAAACGCAGACCAGCGACUCGCACUUUACGCCUUGGUCAAGCGCCAAACGGACAACAAUACACUUCUUGUGCCAACUGGAGCCAAGCCACUCCACUUUGUUCAAGUUCCAACAUGCCAAAAGAAGUCGUGUGAUGCCGCAGCAUCAACGGUACAAAAGAGGGCGAAGCUGGUGAGCAACAUCAGGGAACAGAUCAGCGGGGGUGCUGAAGAGCAGCAGAUGGCGGCCGAGCUGCGCCGCCUACCCAGGAGUCAGCUGAGCCGGCUUCUGCAGGAGGGCCGCUUCGCACAGGUCCGCAUCCCAGAUGGCCACCUGCUGGGACUAAAAACAGGACUGAAUCUUAACUGGAGCCAAUGCAGAGACUUGAGGAGAUGGAUGAAGGACUACAACAUUGCUGUAGAGAGUGAAAGGACCUCAAGAAACAUUGCCUCCGAGCUCCUCUCGGCAACGGACGUGAUGGCUGAACAACUGCCGUUCACGACGAAGGACGAGGAGGGAGGCAAGAGGGUGGAGCCGAAACCCUGCGCUUACCUGGUCUCCCUGGUCUCAGCCAUGCAUGACUACCUGGAGAGGAGCAAACAAGCUGGGAAACUGACAUGGCACGGGGGGAAUAUCCCGGAGGACGAGAUAUGGGUAAAGAUUGGAGGGGACCACGGUGGGCCAUCGUUCAAGAUGGCCUUCCAACCACUCAACGUGCUACAUCCCAACUCCAAGACAAAUACCUCAGUCUUUUGCCUCUUUGAGUCAAAGGAUAACAGGGAGAACAUAACGACAGCGCUGGGGAGGUUUAAGGAUGAUGUGAAAACGCUGCAGGAGGAAAUGUGGAGAAGUAAGGAUGGACAGACAUACAGGAUAAAGCUGUUCAUGGCCGGGGAUUACGCCUUCCUGUCAACCAUAUAUGGCAUCUCAGGCGCAGCUGGUACUUUCCCAUGUCUAUGGUGCAAAGUCACCAAGGCUGGGAUUGAUGACAUAGAGAACAGGCGGCUGAGGACCCCUGACAGGACACUGGCCAACAUGGCGGAGAACCUGAGGGCCUUCCUGCAGGAAGGGAGAGGGAGUGUAAAGAAAGCCCAAGAGUACUUCAAUGUCAUUGCAGCCCCUCUGUUUGAGAUCCCUCUUGAGCAGGCAAUUGUGCCAGGGCUGCAUAUAAGCCUUGGCGUUUUCAAGCGGCUUUACGACGAGUUCGAGAGAGCGGUUCAAGAGUUAGACCUCAAGAUCCAGGCCUACCUUCACAGUUUGGUCCUGGCACAGGAGGCUGACAGGGAAGACGUCAAGAAAGACCAGCACCUUAAGCCGUUUGAGCAAUUCAUCAACGUCAUUGACGAUGCUCAAGUGUUCCAGGUCCAGGCGGAUGAGUUGGAUGACCUCGUUGAGGAACAGGAAAACCAGCUGGCCUUCCUAGCCUACGAAAACCAAGAUGUGGACGACGAGUUAGCAGAAGCUGUGUUCAAUGAAGCGACAGCUAUGGUUUCUGAGCUCGUCCAGAGAAGAGACACUCUGAGAAAGAAAGCAUCAGACAUCCUGACCAAGGCCUCAGUGAAACCUGGAAAAGGGCCGUUGGCGAGCCAGUUGGAACCUGUCAUGAAGAGCUUCAAAGUGCACCGGGAGGCAUACCAAGGCAGGACUUUUGUUGGCAAUCAUGUCAACAAGAUGCUAAAUGACAAACCAAUUGAGCAUCUUACAUCCAGUGUGGUGAAGACCAUGGGUGAAAUCUGUGAUGGGAACGACUUCCCCCUGUCCAUUAUCCGAAUGGGGAAGGAGGUGGCUGAGAGACACGAGAAACGUCUGAAGAUGUUUGCAAAAUGCCACAAAGGAUAUGCACACGGCGGCAAGAAGGAGGACAAAGACCUAGACCAGCUAGACCUCGACAUAAAGUCAUUUAUGUCAGAGUACAGGAAAGACUCAAGAUGUGUAAGCCUGAAGAUGCACUUACUUGAGGAGCAUGUGGUCCCCUGUAUUCGCCGCUGGGGCUUCGGCCUCGGCUUCCUGGCGGAACAGGGGAUUGAAGAGGUCCAUGCCCAGUUCAACAGACUUGCACAGUCAACCCGUUCCAUUGCUGACCCUGUCGCUCGACUCAAGUCUACCCUUAAGUCCCAUCUCAUCAAGGUCAGCCCGGACCACACGGGCAAGGUUCCUGCACCUGUUAAGAGAAAGAAGACUGUGUGACUUUGUUAAGCAAGUGAACUUAAUAAGUCAUUAGUUGUUUGUGCUGAUAUGUUGUUCAAAUUUUUGACUUCAAACUGUUUUCAUGAUCUCCCAUAUGGACAGUUUGUCAUUGCUGUAAAAGCAAAUUCUAGACUCUACGAUAGCAUCAUGCCUAACUAUGAGAUAUGAAAUAAACAUGAUGUAAAGUAGACUUACUGGUAUUAUACAAGGCGUUCCUAUAUAUAGCACUUGUAUGAUGUUAUCCAGUUUAAUUCUAAGGACUAAUAUUGAACUAGAGUAACUUAUAUAAAGUAUGUAGCUUGUACCUAAAAUCACACAAGCCUGCAGGGUUCCAGUCAUUCUUCCCCUUCAUGUCUGUGGUAAAGGAGGACCAGCUACCUUGUAAGUUGUAGUUGUACCUGCAGAGAGAUUUCACAGAAACAGACGUUUAGAUCCAACAUGUAUCAGUACUCAAAUUUACUGGUCUUUAAAAAUGUCUAAGUUAACUUGUGAGCAUUUUGCUUCGCUGUCCUCCCACGUGUAAAUGCAACUUGAAAGAAAAUGUUAUAUAUACUUAUUUAUUUAUUUAUUUAUUAUUAAAAUGUUAUAUAAAAUCUAAAAGAACAAAGCUAGGCAAUUCUUGCAAUGUUCCAUGAAACAGUAGGAAAUCUAUGUUGAGCCUUUUAAGGAUAAAAUAAUUAGAAUAUCUUUGUGAUGUAAAUAUCAGUGCGCAUGUAGUUCUUGUUGUCAAUAAACAAGGUAACAUAAUGUU
Messenger RNA from Branchiostoma floridae (Florida lancelet), 4835 nucleotides. RefSeq lists its product as uncharacterized. The record is from RefSeq and is a predicted model, not a curated record. Bases 659 to 4084 code for a protein of 1141 amino acids. The transcript is spliced from 10 exons. Lineage: Eukaryota; Metazoa; Chordata; Leptocardii; Amphioxiformes; Branchiostomatidae.